Molecule: messenger RNA, 1015 nt
Organism: Telopea speciosissima
Lineage: Eukaryota; Viridiplantae; Streptophyta; Magnoliopsida; Proteales; Proteaceae
Product: CBS domain-containing protein CBSX1, chloroplastic-like
Exons: 8
Coding region: 58-798 (246 amino acids)
Source: RefSeq, a predicted model, not a curated record
GGUCUGUAGGGAAAAGAGACAGUGAGAGCAGAGCAGAGAAGAUCAGAGUUUUCGGUUAUGGACUCUUCCAUUCUUCUAUCCGACGCUUUCGUUGCCGCCCGCCUCUGUUUUGCAUCUGCUUCUUCUUCCACUCUUCCUCAGUAUCUGCCAUGCCUCCUCUCUUCUCCCUGCACUCGACCUCCCUUUCUUACUUCUGCCCUAUAUCGUCGUCAAGAUGUCCAUGACAGCUCAGCUAAGCUCCGCAAUCCCUGUGCUGUUGCUGGGAGCGGCGCUUUAAUGUCUAACUCUGUGCCGCCAAGAAAUGGAGAGUAUGUGGUGCGUGAUUUUAUGACCAGAAAAGCAGAUUUACUUGUCGUUAAGCCUAGUACAACAGUUGAUGAAGCGUUGGAGGUUCUUGUUGAGAACAGGAUAAGUGGUUUUCCUGUGGUUGAUGAUGAGUGGAAUUUGGUUGGUGUAGUUUCUGAUUAUGACUUGCUAGCGCUCGACUCCAUAUCAGGUAGUGGACUAUCUGAUACAAGCAUGUUUCCUGAAGUUGAUAGCUCUUGGAAAACAUUCAACGAGAUACAGAAGUUGCUCAGCAAGACCAAUGGGAAGGUCAUCGGUGAUGUGAUGACAUCUGCCCCACAUGUUGUUCGUGAAACUACCAACCUUGAAGAUGCUGCCAGAUUAUUGCUUGAAACAAAGUACCAUCGUUUUCCCGUUGUUGACAGCGAGGGGAAGCUGGUUGGAAUUAUUACAAGAGGAAGUGUUGUUAGAGCAGCGCUUCAGAUAAAACGUGCUAGUCAUAAAAUGGAAUAAUGCCAUUGAUGGGAAGGAGUUUUGAAGUGAACCACUUUAGCAGGUUAAUGCAGCAUCUCUGGCCUUCAUCCAGGUGGUUGUCUCAAAGAUUUGUCGGGCCACCUAGAGCAUUCAACGGACCGCAGAUUAAUGGCUCUUCCAUUUUGACCUCGUGUAUUUAUCUAUAUUUUUGCCGGAAUUUUUAUAUGUAUAAUCUCAGUUACAGAUGAGGGUUUUU